Molecule: messenger RNA, 1001 nt
Organism: Rosa chinensis
Lineage: Eukaryota; Viridiplantae; Streptophyta; Magnoliopsida; Rosales; Rosaceae
Product: cell number regulator 10
Exons: 4
Coding region: 1-522 (173 amino acids)
Source: RefSeq, a predicted model, not a curated record
AUGGUUUCACCUUCGACAGCCAAAGAUCGACUGACAUCAUCAACGUCGAUAGUGGUUGUGGCAGAGAAGAAAGAUGAUUGGGUGCCCAAAGCAUCUUCCUUGAGCAUUCCUUCGUCUGAAACUCCUUUAGAGUCGCCGGCGAUGUUCUCAUCGAGCAGUAGCCCACCAAGUCCGACGCCGGCAGGUUGCAUAACAUGCCUUCUCCCAUGUAUCACCUUCGGCCGAAUUGCAGAAAUUGUGGAUGAAGGACAAACUUCAUGCUUUAACCAAGGCUGCGUCUACGGAUUGUUGAUGAUGGUGCAAUUUCAAUGGCUCUAUUCGUGCAUCUAUAGAGAGAAAAUGCGCAAAAAGUUCAGUUUGCCGGAACAACCUUGUUGCGAUUGUUGCGUUAAUUUCUGCUGCGAAUUAUGUGCCCUUUGUCAAGAGCACGCGGAGCUCAAAGCUAGAGGAUUUGAUCCCUCCAUCGGUUGGACUGGGCAACCAAAUGCUGUUCCCAAGAUGCAUUUCUCCAUGUUUAAAUAAAACAGUAGCUAUCGAACUACAGAAGGAACCAACAAACAAUUCAAAAGUCAAGUUGUUUCAGAGGCAAAGUCUUUUUCAAUAUUCAAUUAGCGAGAAGCUUUAUGAUUCAUUUGAUAAAUAACGAGUCAUUUACGAAGCGUAAGGACUUCCUUUCCUCUCUCUUUUCUUCUUCAUUUCAUAUAGUGGAAUUCAGAGUGUAGUGUUGAAUAGCUUUCUAUGCCUUUUGAUCAAUGACUCCUCUAAUCUAUAAGUACACAAAAAGAAAAAGGUUAUCUCCAUCACGUACUCCAUGCUUUCGGAAAUGAGAAGGAAAUUCAAGAGAAGCUAGCUCGAAUUGCACAUGUCAUACGAAGCUACCCUGGUUACUAGUUUGAGUUUGACGGUUGACUAAUCUUUUCAGAAAUUAGAAUCAGUCCUUGCUUUUGCAAAAUAUGAUCUAUUGUCUACGCCAUAUUUUGUUUUCUUCAAUCACAAUAAGU